This is a messenger RNA of Colletotrichum karsti, 3882 nucleotides long. Its product is annotated as killer toxin subunits alpha/beta. Gene Ontology annotation, biological process: carbohydrate metabolic process. The transcript has 2 exons. Gene Ontology annotation, molecular function: chitin binding; hydrolase activity, hydrolyzing O-glycosyl compounds. Lineage: Eukaryota; Fungi; Ascomycota; Sordariomycetes; Glomerellales; Glomerellaceae. The record is from RefSeq and is a predicted model, not a curated record.
CUGCAAUACUCCAUCACUGCCACCAACAAGGAGAACACUCUUAGAGCCUGCAGCGUCCCAGAUACUCCUUCCAAGAGGGCCCCAAUUGCAGACUCGAAGUACGGUCCUCCGUGUCUGGCUACUGCAAAGCUUCGCUCUGCCAAGGCGGAUGUUGAGGUCAGCUGGGAUGGAGAGACUGUCAACAACGGGAAAUCAUCAGAUAUCAUUGAUGCACUUUUCCAAUUGCAGAAGAACGUCGCCGAAGACCCAAAUUGCGACGCGAUAGCUCUGCUCGCAAAGUCCGGUGAUGCCGUCGUCGGUGUCUGGGUUGGUAGGCAGAUACAGAAGGCCUCUGCUGCUGGCCUGUUUGAGUCGUUCAUUGAGAUGAUUCAAUCUCGAGAAUCAGCACUCCCAAAGAAGGCAGCCGCCCAGAUCUGCGCACCGGCUUCGAAGAAGCCAACCAGUCAGAGCUUUGGUGUUUUCUACGACGCCACUGGCAAGAUUGAUGAUGUCUUCUCUGCGAUUCAAGGCUGGUCCAGGGGUAACUGUCUGUCAGCUCUUGGUCAGACUGAGACUUGGGCAGAGCAAAACUUGAGCAUCAUUCCCGCCUCAGCCCUGAGCAUGGGAGCCGACAACGCCUUGGCUGGAGUUGGGAACUCGACCUACACAAACUCAACCUCAUCGUUGACUGUGAGCAAGGCGACCUCUAGCGCAGCAUCGCAAUCACCAGCUACCUCACCAUCUGCCUCGGUAGAAGCUGUAAAAGUCACUGACAAGGAGCUUGUCUCGAGGGAUGAGUGCCAUGCUGUCAAGAUUGAGCCCACAGACAGCUGCCACAGCAUUGCAACGCAGAAGUGUGGCAUUAAACUUCAAGACCUCUACAAAUUCAACGGUGGGGACUCUCAGUUUUGCAACAAACUCCAAGCUGGCAGCUUCGCCUGUUGCUCGGAAGGAGCUAAGCCACAGCGCCGGAUGGCUCUUAUGGCCAGCGAAUGCAAGUAUGUCCAGGUUGAGCAAGACGACACUUGCUGGUCCAUCGCCCAAGAAUGCGGUAUCACAGAGAAGAAGCUCUACGAGUACAACGGCGGGAGCGAUGCUUUCUGCAACAACCUGAAGCUUCGUUCAGCCGUAUGUUGCAGCUCUGGAGACAAGCCGGACCUGAAACCAAAAGACAACGCCGAUGGAUCGUGCUCUGUCUACGUCGUGCAGAAAGAGGACGUAUGUUUCUCUAUUGCCGACCAACACUUGCUCACUGUCACGGAGCUCAUCAACUUCAACAAGGGCAAGACCUGGGGUUGGGGAGGCUGUGACACCAUUCAACCACUCCAGAAGAUCUGUGUCAGUGGUGGGUCGCCGCCAAUGCCCGCGGCCAUCGAGAACGCCCAGUGCGGUCCGCAGAAGCCCGGCACAGAGAGACCCAAGAGCGGGAACAUAACUGACCUUAAUCCUUGUCCUUUGAAUGUCUGCUGCAACAUCUGGGGGCAAUGUGGUACAACGAAGGACUUCUGCAUCGACACCAAGGUGGAUAAUACUCCAGGAACAGCCAAGAAUGGGACAUAUGGCUGCAUAUCCAACUGCGGCAUGGAUAUCGUCAACAACAAGGUUGGACCAGCCAAGUUCCAGACUCUUGCUUACUUUGAAGGCUGGAACUUCAACCGCCCCUGUCUGAAUAUGGAUGUCGAAGACAUACCUGACGGCAACGACAUCAUUCACUUUGCCUUUGGCUGGAUUAGCGAAGACUUCCAAAUCAGUGCCGGCGCUGAUGUCAAAGAACAGUUCGACAAGUUCGUCAAGAUGAAAUCCGGGUUCAAGAAGGUCAUUUCAUUCGGUGGCUGGGCAUUCUCCAACGAACCGGCCACCAGUCACAUCAUUCGCAACGCGGUCAAGCCAGAGAACGCCGUCAAGUUCGCAACCAACGUUGUCAACUUCGUCACUUCGAAUGGCUUAGAUGGUGUCGACUUUGACUGGGAGUACCCUGGCGCCGACGACAUUGAGGGUAGUCAGCCUGGUACACCAGAGGACGGGAAGAACUACCUUGCUUUCCUGCAGUUGGUGAAGAGAAGGCUUCCAUCUGGCAAGACUCUCGCCAUUGCCGCACCAGCUUCUUACUGGUAUCUCAAGGGAUUCCCAAUCGACGACAUCUCCAAGGUCGUUGACUACAUCGUGUACAUGACCUACGAUCUUCACGGCCAAUGGGAUGUGGGCAACAAGUGGGCUUCUGAUGGCUGCGAAGGCGGCAACUGUCUCCGUUCGCAUAUCAACAGCACGCUCACGCAUAGUUCACUGUCGAUGAUUACGAAAGCGGGUGUCCCCUCGAACAAAAUAUUCGUUGGCGUCAGCAGCUAUGGUCGAAGCUUCAAGAUGUCCAAGUUUGGUUGCGAAGGUCCAGACUGCACUUUCCUAGGCGGCCGCAAUGAUUCGCCUGCUAAGCACGGUAGAUGUACGGACACUGGAGGCUACAUCGCCGACGCGGAGAUGAUGCAGAUUAUGAACCUUGCAGACCAAGGGUUUGACGGCAGCGAGUACCACACCUACUGGGACGAAGAGUCUGACUCGGACAUCUUCGUCUACGACGAGGUCGAGUGGGUUUCGUGGAUGAGUCCGGUCACCAAGGAUCGACGCAAGGGUGAAUACAAAGGACUUAACAUGGCUGGCACCACCGACUGGGCCAUCGAUCUUGGUCGAGACGUGGGCACGUCCAACAAAGAGACGAGCGAGCUCGACUGGGACCUGAUGGACCUCACCUUCGACUGCAAGUUUGAAACAACCUACUCUUCACUAGACGACCUGGACAAAGCAUCCGGUGACAUGCAUCCUAUAUGCGCAUCUAUGCACGCUAUUGAAGUGCUGGGAGAGAUGCUUAAGCACUCGCUCGACGGUUACGAUGCUGCUGCUGACGGAUAUGACGGCCUUUUCGACUUCUACAAAGACUACAUCAUCAAGACACUGGAAGGUCGCCUGGUCAACAUCAUGCUCGCCUCAAAAGAGGACGGCGGUCGUGGUGACGAGUUUUUCAACUGUUUCGCAGUACAGGGUGGCAUCUACGCCAAGCGAAGCGAUGCUUCAAAGGCCACUUGCUCCGACCUGCCUGAAGGCCAGCCUUUGGAUGACUACGUCUACUGGUUUGAGCUUAAGGACAAGGAGGGUUGGGAGAAGGCGCUUGGAGAGGAGGGCAUUCUCGCCGAAUGGAUCAAGUACGAUCUCAGGGAGGUCAAAGACGACGGCGGGUGCCAACCGCAAGGAACUUCCAUUUGUCUCUACAAGAACACCUACUUCCACGACUUCCCUGUGCCCAUUGAGCACUCGAAGAUCGAGGUGCCUGAUCCGAAAGAAAUCAUCAAGAUGGCCAGAGAGAACAUGGACAACAUUACCUCGACGUUCGACGAUGUCUUCAUUUCCAUCGGGCUGGAAGAUUGGAACGAAGGCUACGAGAAUGCUGUUGAGGUUCUUUCGGUACCAGUCUUCAUGCUGGAAGAUGCCGUCGCGUCGAUGAAGGAGGUAAAGGAUAUCGGAAAGGAUUGGAAGGAAGAACAAGAAAAGAAUCUUAUUUUGAAGAUCAUCGAAGGCGUUCUAUUCCUUCUGGCCUUUGUGGGCCCCAUUGUUGGCACUUUGGGGAGAGUUGGCGGUGCAAUUGCUCGUCUGGUUUCAGCUCUUGAAGGAGCUGCUGGCGUUGGCUUGGGCAUCUACAGCAUCAUCGAAGAUCCAACCACGGCGCCUCUUGCUAUCUUGAUGAUGGUUAUGGGCGAGCUUGGUGGUGCAGCCGGCAAGAGGGGCCAGUUCGCUGGCUUGAACAAGAAGAAAAAUGACAUGACCUCGAAGGAGAAGGACAACAUGGGCGCCUCGUAUUCCAAGAACACGCCCAAGGUCCAGUCCAUCAUGGGCAAGUCGUGUGGGAAGAAGUAA